Molecule: messenger RNA, 2727 nt
Organism: Sphaerodactylus townsendi
Lineage: Eukaryota; Metazoa; Chordata; Lepidosauria; Squamata; Sphaerodactylidae
Gene: MAZ
Product: MYC associated zinc finger protein
Exons: 7
Coding region: 214-1545 (443 amino acids)
Biological process (GO): regulation of transcription by RNA polymerase II
Cellular component (GO): nucleus
Molecular function (GO): RNA polymerase II cis-regulatory region sequence-specific DNA binding; DNA-binding transcription activator activity, RNA polymerase II-specific
Source: RefSeq, a predicted model, not a curated record
CGCCUAGGGGCGCGCGCGCGCGCGCAGAAGGGGCCAAUCAGCGAGCGCGCCGAGGCUUCCUCGCGCCGCUGCCUCCUUGCUCGCUCCCCCUCCCACCUCUUCCCCCCCGCCCGCGCGACGUUGCUUGCUGCUCCCCACUCGCUCCCCCCUCCCUUCCCGACCCCCCCUCUGGAGGAGACGAGCCCCCCCCCUCCCCCGCCCGUUGCCGCCGCCAUGGACCCGAGCAACUGGAGCAGCUUCAUCUUCCAGCAGAGUCAUACACAGAAUCCGCUGCAGGUCGGGGCGGAAAUCCAGUCAAGGUUUUUUGCUGCUCAAGGCUGCAGUCAAAGCCCUUUCCAGGAUACAUCAACACAGGGACACUGGUAUUCACGCUUGCCUGCUCAUUCUCCCCUAGGCACACAGACUGCCACAACAGCCCCUCCCCAACAGUCAGCCACUCCUGCUGAGUCCCUCCAAGUGGACCUCCUGCCUGUUUUGGCUGCUGCCCAGGAAACAGCAGCGGCUGCGGCUGUAGUUGCUGCCGCCACAGCUUCUGCACCAACUGCUUCCACAGUAGACACAGCUGCCCUGAAACAGCAGCAGCCUUCCGCCUCUGAAGGUGGCGGGGGGCACGUAGCACCAACCACUCAAACCACCCAAGCCCCAACUCCCCAAGCCGCUCCUGCCACACCACAGCCAGGUGACUCAAAGAAGCCGAAGAGCAAAGGGCCCUACAUCUGCUCCCUGUGCGCUAAAGAGUUCAAAAACGGCUACAACCUGCGGCGCCAUGAAGCUAUUCACACGGGGGCCAAAGCUUCCCGCGCUGGACCUACGACCAUGAAGAUGCCCACUAUGGUUCCCCUCAGCUUGCUUAGUGUGUCAGCCAUCGGUGGGACAACCCCAGCAACACCUGGGCCUACUGAGGGGGCAGGGAACACAACAGGGUCAGGCGCGGGGCUGGUGACCACUACAGCAUCAGGCAAACGAAUCCGGAAGAACCACGCGUGCGAGAUGUGUGGGAAAGCUUUCCGGGACGUCUAUCACCUCAACCGGCAUAAGCUGUCGCACUCAGAUGAGAAGCCCUAUCAGUGUCCUGUCUGCCAGCAGCGGUUCAAGCGGAAGGACCGCAUGAGCUAUCACGUUCGUUCGCAUGAUGGUGCUGUGCACAAGCCGUACAUCUGCAGCCACUGUGGGAAGAGUUUCUCACGGCCGGACCAUUUGAACAGCCACGUGCGGCAAGUCCACUCAACAGAGAGGCCCUUCAAAUGUGAGAGAUGUGAAGCAGCCUUUGCCACCAAGGAUCGGCUGCGUGCUCACACAGUCCGUCACGAGGAGAAAGUGCCGUGUCACGUGUGUGGAAAGAUGCUGAGCUCUGCCUACAUCACAGACCACAUGAAAGUACACAGCCAAGGGCCGAAUCAUGUCUGUGAACUGUGCAACAAAGGUACGGGUGAGGUCUGCCCUCUCGCGGCAGCUGUCUCGGCCCAACCUCCCGCUGCCGUCACGGUGCUGCCCAUGGAGGGAGCCUCGGUUGUGAGCCAAGCCCUCCCCACGCAGCCCUGGUGAUUUGUGGGAGUGGGGAGGCAGGAGCCGACCCUUCCAGUCCCGUCCCUCUCCCUCACUGGCAGCUGGAGCCUCCAAGCCCAGAUGGAUAUGCAGUGGCCAUAUUUGGGUGUCUAAUUUAAUGGUGGUUUCAUUCAUUCUCUCCCCUGCCUGUGCUCAUGAAAUAAUGAAGCUGGGAAAGCACCUGUCCAGCUGAGACAGCCUCUCCUGUCCAGAGGGCGCCUUGUUGUGAGGGCCGUGGAAGGGCUUUGUGCACGUUCAGAGAGCAGCCUGAUUUUACUGACUCCCCUGCUCCAGCACCCUUAACUUUUAGCCCCCACAAGCGCUCCUAAAGUCCAUGCACCCUCCCCUGUCCUUGGCCAAAAUGCUGCCGUCUUUGUCACCAGAAGUCUCCUGCCCAUUCCAGCAGUGUCCCCUGUAGCCCCCGAAUGAACGACACGAAAAUCAGUGAGAGAGCGGGACCGAAGACGUGGCAAGCUCAGCUCAGGAACAGGGAAGUGGGGUAGCUGUAGGGCAGCAUCGCAGCUGGAGAGGAGCUGAGAGGAGAGGGUUUAAAUGGGGUAUUUGGUAGAGGGAGUUGACAGAGCUUGGGGAGCCCGCAAGGGUGUUAGAAAUGGGACAGGAAUCAGGACUGAGGGGGAUUGCUAGGUCCCAGAAGCCCACGUCCGGGGUGAUUGGAGGGCUAGGGUGGGAUAGGAUAGGAGAGGGCUUCCAUGGCCGGUGCCCUUAAGCCCCCCUGCUAAGGAGCUGCUCUGACCUUCCCUCCCUGCUCAGCACCUCAUUCUGAUGUGGUGUCUGUUUUAAUGCUCUGUUCCCUCGGCUUAUCUUGUGAUUCGUGUUCCAAGCGUGUCAGCCCUCCACACCGAGCGUUACUCCCCCACCCCUCCCCAAAUGACCUUCCUUGUUGCAUGCAGCCCCCCAGUUUGGGGUUAGAGUCUCUCGCUUUUUUUGUAUGAUAUAUAUAAACGAAACCCCCCCUCCCCACAUUUAAGAUAAACUUCUUUUGUGUUUCUUCUUUUUUGUUUUUGUUAACACAAAAUGUAAUGAAGCCGUGUCCAUCUCUAUCCUUUCUUCCUGCCCCCUUCCCCGAACCCCUAUUUCUUUCCCUCUUCUGUGCACCCCCCUUCUUUCUGGAUCUGUGUCUCCACAGCAAGAGAUUUUAGUAAAAACAUUGAAGGAAAAAUA